Molecule: messenger RNA, 1196 nt
Organism: Tarenaya hassleriana
Lineage: Eukaryota; Viridiplantae; Streptophyta; Magnoliopsida; Brassicales; Cleomaceae
Product: nudix hydrolase 9
Exons: 9
Coding region: 108-1016 (302 amino acids)
Molecular function (GO): GDP-mannose hydrolase activity
Source: RefSeq, a predicted model, not a curated record
ACGAUAUAUCUCUCAAGUGCGACACGCGAUUUCGCUGUUUCCGUAUUCCAUUUCUCCUUAAAUUUCAUGAGCUUGGCUUCCCGUGGAUUCUUCAGGAGCGAGCUUCCAUGGCGAAAGUGGAAGAGACGAAGCUCGAAGAAUCUCCCCAACGCUACAAGCUUCUUCUCACAUGUCCUUCAGGCCUCUCUCCGUCUCAGGUUUCGGUUGAUUUCUCUGAAGCGUAUGACCGGAUUCCUCAUCCGGAUCGUGAUCUCGAAGAUUCUAUUGCUCAGAUAUGGGAGCAGAGAACAUAUGGAAAUUCAUCAUUGUUCAAUGGCCAAAAGUUCAGGUAUGGAUCCUAUGUCUUGGAUUAUGAUGUUGGGUCCAAUGAAGUGUCGAACGUUUGCCUUUGCCUUGGCCUGACGGAUUAUAGGACUUUUGUGGGGACAAAUUUGAGUCCUAUGUGGGAAAGGUUCCUAGUUCCAUCAAGAGAUGACUCCAUAAGAUGCCGGCAUACCUCCAGUCCAUUGGGUAAUGGUGCAGUUAUGGAGACUUCUGACAAGAAAAUCAUUGUCUUAAGGAGGAGUAACAAUGUCGGGGAAUUUCCGGGACACUACGUCUUUCCCGGGGGACAUCCAGAGCCAAAAGAAGUCGGCAUAACAUCACACCAGCUUAGCAAGGAUUUAGAGACUCGGCAACUAAUUAACAAGAGGGUAGCUCAGGAAAUGUUUGAUAGCAUUAUCCGAGAAGUAGUUGAAGAGACUGGAGCACCCCCAUCGUCCCUCAGUUCCCCUCUAUUUAUGGGAAUAUCAAGCAGGGAGUUGAAUGUGAGACCAGCUGCGUUUUUCUUCAUAAAGUGCAGCCUUAAUUCAGAAGAGAUUCAGAGAUUGUAUACUAGUGCUGAAGAUGGGUAUGAAUCUACCCAGCUCCAUACCGUAUCCCUGACGGAGUUGGAGAAAAUGACAUCUCUAAUGCCGGGAUGCCAUCACGGGGGAUUUGCUCUUUUCAAACUGAUGCUUGAACGUCACACAAGCUAACGGUCUUUUCUGUCUCUCUUUGUUUCCCAUCACCCUAACUAUAGUUAUAUUUACUGUGUGGCCAUCUAGGAUUUCGGUUCGGUUAUCUUCAUAAAUUCGGUUUUUUCAGGUUUUUAAAAUUUAAUAAACAUUCGAAUUUUAUUUUAAAUUCGAUCCGAUUCAAUUGUAUUUCAGUUUUGA